UUGCACAGUGGAGCAAUCCUAGUCGCCAUGGAGUCACUGGCGUUAACUUGACAUAAAUUCGAUGAUUUAUAAAUCGGCAGUUUAAUAAUAGAGAUAAUUUACCCAGCUUAAAUUUGAAAAUUAUUUCAGAAAAGCCAAUGUUAAAAAUGGAGGAAUCGAAUGCGAAUGGAUCAGGAGUAGAUACCGUGUCUAUAGAGGUUUCUCCUUCUAAUGCUGAAGUAAUAAGAGGACAAAUUUUCGAAGUUGGUCCCAGAUAUACUAAUCUAGCCUAUAUCGGCGAAGGAGCUUAUGGCAUGGUUGUGUCUGCAGAGGACACGAUAACUAGCCAAAGAGUUGCAAUAAAAAAAAUUUCACCGUUUGAACAUCAAACAUAUUGUCAAAGGACUCUCAGAGAAAUAACCAUAUUGACCAGAUUUAAACAUGAAAACAUUAUCGAUAUUCGAGACAUUCUUCGAGUUGAUAGCAUAGACCAAAUGAGGGAUGUUUAUAUUGUACAGUGUUUAAUGGAGACUGAUUUGUACAAAUUACUUAAAACACAGCGGCUAAGUAAUGACCACAUCUGUUACUUUUUGUACCAGAUAUUGCGCGGACUGAAGUACAUACAUUCGGCAAACGUCUUGCAUCGGGACUUAAAGCCAAGCAACCUUCUAUUAAAUAAGACGUGCGAUUUAAAAAUUUGUGACUUUGGGUUGGCUCGAAUUGCAGAUCCCGAACAUGACCAUACUGGAUUUCUGACAGAAUAUGUUGCUACUCGGUGGUAUAGGGCACCCGAAAUUAUGCUGAACUCAAAGGGAUACACAAAAUCUAUUGAUAUCUGGUCUGUUGGCUGCAUUUUGGCUGAAAUGCUAAGUAAUCGACCAAUAUUUCCUGGAAAACAUUAUUUGGAUCAACUUAACCAUAUUCUCGGCGUAUUGGGAUCACCAUCUCGUGAAGACUUAGAGUGUAUUAUAAACGAAAAGGCACGGAACUAUUUGGAGUCUUUACCCUUCAAGCCCAAUGUACCCUGGUCGAGGCUUUUUCCGAAUGCCGAUCCGUUGGCCUUAGAUCUUCUUGGAAAAAUGUUAACCUUUAAUCCGCAUAAACGGAUUCCUGUGGAGGAAGCUCUUGCACAUCCCUAUUUGGAGCAGUAUUAUGAUCCUGGAGAUGAGCCUGUCGCCGAAGUGCCGUUCCGGAUAAAUAUGGAAAAUGAUGACAUUUCUCGAGAUGCUUUGAAGUCAUUGAUUUUUGAUGAAACUUUAAAAUUUACAGAACGACAACCAGAAAGAGCUCUUUAAAGAAAUUGAGUAUUUAGUAAGAGCUUUAACUGAAUUGUAUGCAUACUAAAGGGUCGUUUUCUCAUAAACAUAUUGUUCUCAUAACAAAAUAAAAUGAUAUGUUGGCUUAGGUAAACCGCAGAAUAUAUAAUUAUUGGCCAGAAUUAUAAAAAAUUAAUUCAAACCCUAUCAUUAUUUUUUGUCGUGUUCUGGAAGUUUUGUGUAAAUUUUGCCCUGCUAAUUCUAAUAAACAACAUAAUUAUUGCUUA
Molecule: messenger RNA, 1522 nt
Organism: Drosophila rhopaloa
Lineage: Eukaryota; Metazoa; Arthropoda; Insecta; Diptera; Drosophilidae
Gene: rl
Product: mitogen-activated protein kinase ERK-A
Exons: 8
Coding region: 138-1274 (378 amino acids)
Biological process (GO): protein phosphorylation; intracellular signal transduction
Cellular component (GO): nucleus; cytoplasm
Molecular function (GO): MAP kinase activity; ATP binding
Source: RefSeq, a predicted model, not a curated record